AGGAAACGGAAAAGACGCAACAGAGCCUACAAGAAGGUUUUUCAUUUCAAAACCCCGGGGCUGUGGAAAGAACAGAAAGUUCCUGUGUUUUUUUUUUUUACCCCAUCUUUCUCACUUUGCCUUCAUCUCUGGACCACCACCACCUCCACCCCCCCCUCCUGUUUUCCUGUCCUGUUGUUGCCUCUUUUCUGUGCGUCUUUUCCAGCUGUGUGCAGCUGGCAGGACGCACCCACCCUGUUCGGGGGAAAAAGGGACCGAGAGUGAUCGGAGGAGAGAGAUGUCACCCCCAGCCCCACAGCCGGAGGUGAGGAAGAACAUCCAGCAGUUCCUCAGGAGUUUUCUGGGACUCAUCCGGAUCCUGCAGAUCGUCUUCGGGGCCGGACUGUGGGUCACGAUCGCCGCCAACAAAUACGAAGGCUCCAUCCACUUCGUCCUGUUCGUGGCUGUCCUCUUCUGGCUCCUCACCCUGGCCCUGUUCUUCCUGACCCUCCUGGACAAGCAGGACCUGGUCCCUCUGUUGGGUGGGGACCGCUGGUUGACCACCAACCUGGCGCACGACGUGGCCGCCGCCGUGCUCUACCUCCCGGCCAUAGGGGUGAUGAUCUACAAGACGGACCGGAACUCCUACUGCAACCUGGAGAAGUACAAGCACCCCUGCGUGUACAAGGCCUACCUGACAGCCGCCGUGUUCGCCUGCCUGUGCUGCCUGUCCUACCUCCUGUCCGUCAUUUACGGGGCGUGUAGAAAAUGCAGGGGCGAACAAACAGUCAUCUGAUCCAAACUGAAAGAAAGGGGGCUGGGGUGGGGGUGGGGGGGGUCCGAGGAAAUCCACAGCAAGAUGAGGAAUAGUUAACUCCACUGUAAUGUUACUCUUCAGCUAUUGUAAUCAAAGAUGUGCCCCUUUGGAGGCAGUUUACACCCCAAGGCAUGAUGGGAAAUCUCUCUGUGGUAAGGGUGGGUGACCAUGUUGAUAAUUAUCAUGAUAAAUGUCAUUGUUUUUGUUUUUUUUAAUUUCUUUCACAUGUUGUUAGCCUCAUAGCAGAAUUAAGUAAUAAGUCAUAUUUUUGGCCAAACUGUGUCCCAGAUAGCAAUUACCUUUGGGCCGGAUCCGCAUUAAAGCGUUUACAUCCGUUUAUAGCUUAGAUCCGUUUUCUGACUUCAGACCAAAUCUGCAUCUGAUCCGUCUUUCAGCUCUCUCUAGCAGUUCCGGAGUUGUGCUGACUUAUAGAUUCCCAGAACAGUCUCCCAUCACACAACCAAGACUGAUUUUCAAAGUUGUAAUGCUGAUCUGGACCAGAAUCGUAAUAUGAAUCUGGACCAGAGUCGUAAUACAAAUCUGGGCCAACAUGAUUCUUGUGUAUAUUCUAGAUGUGACUGAACGGAGCUGGGUCAGAGCUGUAGAAGAUCUGUUUUGCAGAGCAGUACCUGUUUUGGCCCGAUGUGCGUUUGGACACCGGGACGGAUCUGCCAAAUGGUUUUGGCCCGAGUCGGGGUGCGAUUCUGUUCCAGAUCCAUCCCAGUAUUUCUUUGCUAUCUGGGGUGUGAGUGCGGCAUAUAACUCACUAGCCAUGAACAUCAGAGUCAGUAAACAAAGGGUCUGGAAUCCAGUGGUCUUUACUUAAAACUUAGAUUGAUACAAACAAAAGAGGAAUUUCUAAAUUAAAUUACAUGACGGUCAAAAGACUGUGAUGCUCCUGGGGUCCGGGCUUCCGGUUCCGCUUUUCUUUCUUUUAUAAUCUUAGCAGCCAAUAGGAUUGCAUCACACAAUACUGUCAAGACUUAUGCUGUUAUUACUUAACAUUCAUAUAAUAUACGUAAAUUAUUAAUAAGAAAUCAAAUCUAAAUAUAAAUAUGAAUUUUUAACUGAAGCGCAAAAAAUGGCUCUAACACUGUGAUAUCUGUUUAACUUUACUCUCCUAACACUGCAUUGGUUAGGACCUAAAAAAAAAGUAUGACUUAUGUAAUUUUGCUAUGAGGUUAACAGUAUUUAAAGGCUGGUUGUUGGCUCUGAGUGACAGCUAAAGAAGCAGACAGGUAUUUCAUUAACCUCAUUAAGUCGUAUUUUUGGCCAAAUUGUAACACCUGCGUAAAAUGAAGCAACAGUGUUAGGAGAUUAAAGUUACGUCGAUAUCACAAUUUGGCCAAAAAUAUGACUUAGGCAAUUAUGCUUUAAGGCUAACAAUUUGUGGUUUUAAAUUGCUUGUUAGAGAUCCAAAACAAGAUAAAAACAAGUGGUGCCAGGCAGAACAAA
Molecule: messenger RNA, 2251 nt
Organism: Sphaeramia orbicularis (orbiculate cardinalfish)
Lineage: Eukaryota; Metazoa; Chordata; Actinopteri; Kurtiformes; Apogonidae
Gene: marveld1
Product: MARVEL domain containing 1
Exons: 1
Coding region: 278-775 (165 amino acids)
Biological process (GO): myelination
Cellular component (GO): membrane
Molecular function (GO): structural constituent of myelin sheath
Source: RefSeq, a predicted model, not a curated record